UCUUACAACAGAUCAGUCAGUACCGACUAUAGCUAGCACCUUUGGAACAGGUGGUAACUUUUUACCAAGAGAUCGAGUUAUAUACGUUUGCGAGAGCGGCAGUUCUCCGAUUCUCGCGAGUCUCGGGUUGACCUUUCGCUGUUUUGUUCUGUUGUUGGUUAUAAUAUAGUUAGUUGAUUUCGCUCGCGAUCGCGCCUGUUGUUCCGUGAUUUUUUUGUCUUUUUCUUCGCUUCGUUUGCUCGCCAGGAUGGUAGUUUUUGUUUAACCUACCGAUUUCCAUUCUGAUUAUUUUCUCGUCCCCAUAUUGAGAAGAAUCAUGGUUGUUAUGCUGCACACAUUAACCCUAGUAUCUUUAGGAUACUUGGCAGCAGUUAGCUGUGAGCGAGAACACAAGGUCCACAACAUAGUUCUUUACCCAGAAAGGCACUCCUGGUGCCAAACCACCCCGAUCCAACAAGUAGUUUCAUCCCCCGGCUACAAAUCGGUCACGAUCCAGAACAAUGUCUGCGUGGGAGCGUGUUUCAGUUACUCCAUACCAAAAACCGAACCAGCAGAACCGGGAGAACUGAUCGGUCCAUAUUGCGACAGCUGCCAGCCAUCCGAGAUUACAUGUUAUCAUGUUAAUCUACAAGCGGAAGACAGCAACCUAGAGGUACCAAAGGUACUUCAAAAACGCGUCGAGGUUAUUAUGAACUGUAGCUGUCAGAGUUGCGAUAAAGUGCGUAGUGAGGAUUGCAUUAAUCACACUAAUAGUAUUGAAUUGCCGUUGAGUUUGUAUGCGGAUCCGGAAAGUUUGAAUAGGUCCAGUGAGGAUAAUAUUCAUCCAGAUCUAAUUGAUGCACAAAACUCACAAAAGCAGUACAUCGAAAACGACACAAAGCUAAAAAACACCUUGAAGAAAUGGUUCGAGACGUACCAAAGUGAAAACAGCGAUAAUAAGAAUGCGGAAAUAGCAGAUCUAAGUUUAGAUAUCGCCAAGAAAAACGAAAAAAUCAACAAGGAUUUGGAGGGUUUGCCGAAGAGUUUCGGAGUUGAGGGUGCGUCCAGUCACCAAAAAGGAUCCCACAUUGGCAUGGGAAUAUCCCACCAUCCAAACGACGUGGUCGACCCAGACACCAAAACCAUCACCGACGAAGUGAAACCGACCCACCAUAGCCACCACCACAAUCACCAUCACAGCAAAGAUUCCAGCGAGCAUCAUCACCAUCACCAUUUAGGCGAAGAACAACAUUUAGGGUUGAGCGUUGAACAUCUGAUAAAGGGCCCUCAUGGUUCCAUGGUAGCCGCCCCUACGGAGAUAAAAUUACAUAUAGACGGUGACACCCUUAAGCCGAACGAUGAGGGUUUGGUGGUUGAAUAUGAGAAUCACCAUCAGAAGCAAAAAGUGGUUGAUUUGGUUGGAACUGAUUAAGAUGGGUGUUCUUUAAAAUGUCUUUAAAGGGUUUUAAGUGGCUAUUGUAUAUUUGGUUAUUUAUUAGGUUCUUCGAGGGCUUUCAUUUGUAAAAUCUGUCAUCUUAAGAUGCCCUAUUUUGUCUAAAUAUUUAAGACAAGAACAUUUAUCUGGUUUAUAUCGUUUACUAUUUUUAUUACUUUUAUAAUGAACAUAUUAAAGAUGUCUUAAAAAUGUCUUUAAUUCAUUAUAAUAUAAGAAUUCAAACUUUUAAAUACUUUUAGAGCAGUACCAAUAAAGUCAUAAAAAUUCUUAGAUAUGAGAUGAAGAGAUAGAUACAGAAAAAAAUUAAAGAAAGUUGGUCAACAUAAUUAUCUUCACUCUGCUCUGAAGUUCAUACGGACCUCAAUGAUUCUUCUAUUUGGCCGUUUUUUGUUUCUUUUUAUGUACGGCCCCUAAAACCUUUAAAGCACAUUUUAAAACACUUGUUCUAACAUAAAUAAUGUACAAAAACUCGUUUCUAUAAAAUACAAAUUGAAGUUUUAAUAUUCCUAAUCCAACUGUUAUUUUUUUGUACUAAUAUAGAUCUAUUUAAACUUAUGUAAAUAUGAAGAGGACGAAAUUUGGCUGUGUAGGUUAUACUGCAUAAUAAAUACGUAAGAUUUUGUUACUUUAAAGUCUAUUUUAUUCUUUGUUAUAGGUCUUUAUAGUCUACUAGAUAGUGAAUUUAUAAAUGUAUAAUAAUGUCUUGCAAUUGAGCAUCUAUUAAUAAAGUAAUUUAGCUCAAGUUUUAAAGUGACAUUCUAAUAUACAUCAACAAUUGUUAACUUGGUAAAUUUAACCUAUUUAGGCUCUGUAGAUACGUAGUAUUCUAUUCAAUUAAAAUGUCUGUUAAUGAAACUUUCCCAAUAUAACUAUUAGUUAUUUGAAACAA
Molecule: messenger RNA, 2324 nt
Organism: Anthonomus grandis grandis
Lineage: Eukaryota; Metazoa; Arthropoda; Insecta; Coleoptera; Curculionidae
Exons: 8
Coding region: 317-1411 (364 amino acids)
Biological process (GO): animal organ morphogenesis
Molecular function (GO): BMP binding; receptor ligand activity
Source: RefSeq, a predicted model, not a curated record